Messenger RNA from Microbotryum saponariae, 534 nucleotides. The record is from the annotation of a GenBank genome assembly. Lineage: Eukaryota; Fungi; Basidiomycota; Microbotryomycetes; Microbotryales; Microbotryaceae.
AUGACGAAGCGAACCAAGAAGGUCGGAGUUACUGGAAAGUACGGUGUCGUAAGUCCACACCGCUAGAGGUCCCACGGCCAAUCGAGCUCGCUCCCCAAGUUGCGACGCUCACCCCAUUGCCCAUUUCCUGCAAAACAGCGUUACGGUGCUACGUUGAGGAAGUCGAUCAAGAAGAUGGAAAUCACCCAACACGCUACCUACACGUCAGUCGGUGCUCUUUGGCUUCCGUCCUUAGUCUUCAAGUCCUGACCCGGUUGCAUUCCACUCGUUUUACUUUUCCCUAGCUGCACCUUCUGCGGCAAGGACGCCGUCAAGCGACAAGCCGUCGGCAUCUGGCACUGCAAGGCCUGCAAGAAGACCACCGCCGGUGGUGCCUGGACCGUCUCGACCACUGCCGCUGCUACCGUUCGAUCGUGAGUUUCGUCAUCCCAGUUGGAACGAGACGACCAGCCCCGGAAUGCUCACCAAUCACUUCACUAUUAACCUCGGGAACACAGGACCGUUCGUCGAUUGAGGGACUUGGCAGAAUCAUAA